Molecule: messenger RNA, 597 nt
Organism: Vicia villosa (hairy vetch)
Lineage: Eukaryota; Viridiplantae; Streptophyta; Magnoliopsida; Fabales; Fabaceae
Exons: 3
Coding region: 1-597 (198 amino acids)
Source: RefSeq, a predicted model, not a curated record
AUGGGAGAAGGCAAAAAGGUUGUAGAGUAUGUGUCGAAGGUGCAAAAACUCGUCCAUCUCAUGAAGGGUUGUGGUGAAACCCUAACUGAUAAGAUGAUAGUUGAGAAGUUAUGGAAAAAGAAUGGUGGUUCCAACAAAUUCAAAGACGAAUUCGACAAGACUCAAGGCAAGAAGCCUUGGUCGAACUCUCACAAGAAGCAGGUCGAAGAUAGAACUUCUGAAUCCUCGAAAGGAGAAGGAGGAAACUAUCGAAAGGACAGAGAAGAUAAGAAAUUUAUAGGUGUACAGUGCUAUCACUUUACAGAUAACCAUGUCGAAUCCAAGAUCUGGCUCCUCGAUUUAGGCUGCUUGAAUCACAUGACUGGUCAAAAGGUGUGGUUGGCAAAUUUUGACGAAUCGAAGAAGAGCAAGGAAAAACUUGUUGAUAAUAGUUCGUUGCAAGCAGAAGGUACUGGCAACAUAGUUUUUCACAUGAUUAAUGGAAGGAAAAAUAUGAUCAAAGAUAUGUUCUAUGUACCUUGUAUGAAGAGCAACUUGUUAAGUGUUGGACAACUGGUCGAAAAAGGGCUCUCAGUUUUCAUGAAAGAUGGAGUUUAA